This is a messenger RNA of Esox lucius (northern pike), 1195 nucleotides long. RefSeq names its product olfactory receptor 2AT4. Gene Ontology annotation, biological process: G protein-coupled receptor signaling pathway. The transcript is spliced from 2 exons. Gene Ontology annotation, cellular component: membrane. Bases 55 to 1044 code for a protein of 329 amino acids. The record is from RefSeq and is a predicted model, not a curated record. NCBI's taxonomy places the organism in Eukaryota, Metazoa, Chordata, Actinopteri, Esociformes, Esocidae. Gene Ontology annotation, molecular function: olfactory receptor activity; G protein-coupled receptor activity.
AGCAGUUACAUUUUGAGCAUUCAGUUCAUUAGAGAAGAGCUUACAUUUUAGUAUAUGUCAUUCAAGAUUGCUGCAUCCAAAGUCUACAUCGCCAUGGCUGUUGCGAACCAGAGCUUUGUCACAGAGUUUGUUAUUGUUGGUUUCCCUGGACUUCAGCCAAAGUUCUACAGCCUUGUCUCAGCUGUGUUAUUCCUUGUUUAUUUUUGUACAUUGUUUGGGAAUGUUGUUGUUUUCAUCUUGUUUGCAACUCAAAACAUUCUCCAUAAACCUAUGUAUUUUAUCUAUUUAAAUCUGGUGGUUUCUGACAUGCUAUUCAGCACAACCACUUUACCAAAGAUUAUUGCCAGGUAUUGGUUUCAGGCAGGAAUUGUUUCUUUCUUUGGUUGUUUUUUGCAAAUGUACUUAGUGCACUAUUGUGGAGGUGUAACUAGCUUUAUACUAUUAAUAAUGGCUUUAGACCGAUAUGUGGCAAUCUGUUACCCACUCAGAUACACAAUGAUAAUGAAAAAAUCCACUGUUCACGUACUGAAUGCAACUGCAUGGGUGCUUGCACACCCAUCCUGUCUUACUGUGGUAAUCAGGGCCUAUCCUCUUCCUUACUGUGCUUCAAACACAAUAAUGCAUUGUUAUUUUGACCAUACUUCUAUAACAAAGCUUGCAUGCACAGACAGAACCCCUUAUAGUUUUCCUGCUUUUGUUGUGGCAAUGGUAAUCCUACUUGUACCUCUUAUAUGCAUUGUUUAUUCAUAUUGCUUUAUUAUUUUUGCAGUUCUUAGGAUUGCGAGCACCCAAGGGCGCAUUAAAACUCUUUCUACCUGUAGUGCGCAGCUUAUUAUCAUUGCCCUCUAUUUUCUUCCAAGAUGUUUUGUUUAUUUGUCCAGCAACAUUGGUAUUGAAUUCAGCCCUGAUGUACGUAUUGUUAUAGUAAUGUUGUAUAGCCUUCUCCCUCCUAUGAUCAAUCCUUUAAUAUACUGUUUAAGAACUGAGGAAAUAAAACAGAUAUUGAUUAAGCAAUUUAGACCAACACAAGUUCUCAUUCAGUAAUGGAGGAAAACACACAGUGUAUUUUGCAUUGAAAUGAAAUGCUGUAUAUUUGAAUAUGUAUUUUGUAUGAUUGAUUUUAUCAUUUUUAUAUAAUCUUGGUUCCUUGUGAUGUCCAGUCCAAUCCAUUGGCUUGAGAACAGCAUACACAUCA